UUGAACCAAAGCGGCAUCGGCGGCGGAGGCGGGGGUGGAGGCGGCUGCAGCCUGCAGGAGCAGCAACAUCAGCGAUAAUAUUAGGAUGGGAAGCAGUAAGAGGAAGCGGAAGCCUAUCGAUGCCUACAGUUGCCCUUCCAAUCAUGUUCAUCCUCCUCCAGUUUGCUAUGAAGGUGAAGGUCUCGCUCGUCUCCUCAAAUCCAUCCUCAGGGAGCUGCAAUCCGCAAGACAAGCCGACACAGCUUUGCCUUAUAGAAUAUGGAUCAAGCAACAAUUUUCAAUUGGGGUUAAUGAUGUCACACGUAUCCUCCAACGCAUGCCCCAAAUUUCUGUCAACAGAAGCAGCAACAGCAGCUCUCCUCCUGUCACCCGCAGUUGUGAACCUAGUAAAGCAAUAGCAGCCGCUCCCCAUGUUCAGCUUCAGGCCAUACUGGUAGCUUCUGAUUGUAGCCCACGAUGGUUGACAAGGCAUGUACCAAGCAUGGCCUCCUCAAGAAAGGUGCCUUUGAUCUUUGUUAAGCAUGAUAAAGGAGGUUCUCUAAGAUUAGGUGAACUGGUCAAGUUGAAAACCGCAAUUGCUAUUGGAGUUAAGGUUAAAGGUAAUACCAUCAAUCGGCUUAUUGAGGAGAUUCUUCAUGGCAAUGAAAUCAAUCUUGGAUAAGACAGCGAGAAUCAAUUCGAGAUGCCUGGCUUUUACCGUGUCCAUUAUCAUCUUUAUGCAGGAGACAAGGAUUAGCGGUAGAACCAAGCAAUAGAUUCGUGCAGCACUUAUCAUAUCAUAGUCCACCUGUAGGCCUUCUUAAAGAUAUUAUUUUCACCUGUUGUAAAGAGGGGACUGUCAUGCACUGGGAUGCCCUACUAUUUAGGCAAAUGCUCAAUUAGGGGGUCAGGGACAAAUUUAAUGCUCAUAUGGACUUCUGUUUAGGCCACUGUUUAGGCAAACGCUCCCUUGUGAGUUGUUUGUUUUGUUAAAUAUAUAAUUUCUUAAAAAUUAUUA
Molecule: messenger RNA, 997 nt
Organism: Diospyros lotus (date-plum)
Lineage: Eukaryota; Viridiplantae; Streptophyta; Magnoliopsida; Ericales; Ebenaceae
Exons: 6
Coding region: 86-661 (191 amino acids)
Source: RefSeq, a predicted model, not a curated record